AUGUUAAAAUCUAUAGAAAAUGAGGAAAAAGUUAUGACUUUUCCUCAAGAAGUGCAAAGUAAGAUCGAUGCGAUGAUGAGAGCCCUUGAUGUAUUCUCAAGUUUUAAUGAGAACAGCUGUCAAGAAGCAGCCCAAAAACUAGCAGAAGAGCAGAAAGAACAGAUUGUGGUUAUAAAGAAUAUCUUUGACGGGAUGGCUAAAGAAGGAUCCUCUGCUGAGUUUACAUCUUUGAAGCAACAAAUGGAGUCUCUCCAAGAUUCCAUCGGUCAAGAACCUUUGUUCAUUAAGUUUGUGCUUGACAGGUUCUGGAGCCAAAUGAACAGCACACCUACUCAACAUGAAACAGCUCCAACCAGCCAUUCUGAAGCUCCAAGCCAAGACCUGGCUGCAUGUCUCAGCCAAAUUGACAAGCUUAAUGAAGAGCUCAAGCAAAGAGAUGCUUGCAUUGAACAGCUCGAGAACACCAACCAAGAACUGGAGACCACUGUUGAAGAACUGAAAGCCCAGGUUGCAGGUGGGAGCCAAGAGAAUGCAUUGGCAGCAUCAUAUGCAGAGUCAGGUGUUGGAGGAGAACAGGCUGAAGAGGAAGUUAUCAUGAGCUAUGCCGAAAUGAUCAGGUUGUAUUCAGAAAUACUGAACUAUGACGCACAGUUUGAUGAAACUACGAUGCUCACUCUGCCCCUAGCAAAGCCUCAUCGUUUAGAGCUACUGGAGGCAUUCCAUCAGAGGUUGCCUCCAAUUGCAACCCUGCAGAUACAGAGUAUCCCGACUAGAAAGAAAAAGAAGAUUGUCAAAACUUUCAUGAGAAAUCACUUCCCAAGUAGCCUCAAAGAGCUUGAGUUCAAUUAUAUGUCGAAGCUCAUGCCCAUUACUCCUUUCAUGGAUGAGCUAGCAAUAGUUGGACAAAGAGUCACUGAGAGUAUGUCUCUUGCCAAUUUUGAGAUCAACCAGCAAGAACUUGCCACAAUUCUCUACUACAACAAGCACAGGGUAAAACUUGCUCUGAAUGAUUGUAAGCUAGAUCUCUCGUCAGCACCAAACUUCGGAGAGUAUCUUGAUGGAUGCACGCUGAAUACUCUCGACUUGAUGGACACAGGCAACGCUGGACAUGGAAACUGGAAAGCCAACCCUCAUGAGUUCGAGAACUUGCUUGCUGGGCUCUGCUAUUGUGAAGACUUCAGAGUCAAUCUGAAGAGACUAGGCGUCCUAGACUGCGGCCUCAAUAAGCAGGAGAUAUGAUAUUACAUGGAAAUGUAUGGCUUUGGGCAUGUCGAAGUCAUGACCUGCAUGCUGUAGAACAUCUAUGAAGAAUAAUACAUAAGUUUCAUGAUAAAGAUCACU
Moneuplotes crassus is the source of this 1341-nucleotide messenger RNA. The record is from the annotation of a GenBank genome assembly. NCBI's taxonomy places the organism in Eukaryota, Ciliophora, Spirotrichea, Euplotida, Euplotidae.